This is a messenger RNA of Lolium perenne, 2427 nucleotides long. RefSeq lists its product as uncharacterized. The record is from RefSeq and is a predicted model, not a curated record. NCBI's taxonomy places the organism in Eukaryota, Viridiplantae, Streptophyta, Magnoliopsida, Poales, Poaceae.
UCGGUGUAUAGGACUGGCCGGAUUUCCCUAUCUCGUCUCUCUCUCUCCCGUGCGAAGCUAGGGUUUCCCCGCGCCGCCGCCGCCGCUUCCUCACAUCUACGCCCCCAUACAUCUUUCCAGCAGAUCGACGCUGCCGGACCAGUCCACCCCGUCUCUCCGACGCCCAGUUUGGCCUCGGCCCCGGUCUCGCCGCUGUCCAGAUCGCAUCCGAGCAGGGCAACCUUGGCCUCCAGCUCACUGCCGACUGAUUCCGCCGGAUAAGCUUGGGAAACAUAGCGUUCGACUGAGAUGCUGCAGGAGCAGCCCGUCCAGUAUGGUCCACUGGGCGAUGAUGGAGAUGGAAUAAACAGGGCAUGGCCGGUGGAGAAGAGGCGCCGCAAGUGCUCCCCCCCAUCAUCAUCCAAUGCUCCUGCCGCCCAGGAUAAUCAAGACCCGAUUUCUCCUGCGACAGACAUGGAGGGCAUCAUCAAAGAUAACCAUCUGCCGCUGGACACUUCAGACCCGGAGCAACAAGAAAACGAACAAGAGAUUUGGGGGCCGGAUGUAGAAAUCAGCCCGGAGGAUGCCGCCAACUACACCAAAUGUCUAGCCCCUGACAUUCCUCCUAUCUACAAACGCUCUAGUAUGACAACUGAGGAAGAGGAAGAUUUAAAUUUGCGUCUUGCACGUUAUCGGAUCGCUUAUUACAAGAAUGUUGCGGAGCCAGAGUUGGCACGUAAGCUUAAGGAUCCAGAAGAUUACUCUGUGGAGGAACUUCAGGAAAACCGGUACUUUUUACAUUUCGAUACCCAUCCAAGUUUUGAGGGGUGCUUCCAUCCUGUCGAUACCUGGGUUGCCGAAUUGAAUGACUACCAACGGCUUCUCGUUUUUAAUGGUUCUCGUGAUUGUUCUGACAGUCUAUACAUCUAUUGGGAGGACUACCACGCAUAUUAUCAUACAUAUGAAGUUGAUGAUGCUUAUGUCAAGUUUUAUGGAGAACUAUCGAGCAAAAUCAAGUGGAUUAAAGAGCAUGUGGAUCUGGAUGAAAAUUCUGAGAAGUGGGAAGAGGUGGGUACUAGAGCAGGGAGGCAAGCAUUGAGGAUUGCAUCACGCUUUGCCAAUCUGAGUGCUAGUUUAGUUCGCAUGGCAUUCUAUGAGUACAUAUCCGAGCUGCGUGAGGAUAAGGUCGUCGAGGACUGGUCUCUUUUCUAUUUUGAGGUUUGGAAGCUUAAUGCUUUAAAGAAGGUUAGCCAUGGAAGUUUGAGAGAUGCCGUGAAGGAAGCAUAUGAAAUGGACAAAUUUGGUUUUGAAUGUGAGAGAAUGGAUGCUGAAAGUAACGCAACGUCCAUUUCUUUCUUUGAACAGAAGUUUAAAUUCCUUGCAAGUGAGGGUGGCAUUACAGAGAAUACAAAAGAGGGUGAAGUUUUGGAUUUGUUCAGAAAAAUAGUUAUCAAGAAGCUUAAGCCAAAGAAUAUGGCGAUGUACGCUCAAAAGAAGCUGGAGAUUGCAAAGCUGAUGAAGUUGAUCCCGAGACCACUCGCCUCCUCCGCGCCGCCGCUCGCCUCCUCAGCGCACGACCCUCCUCCUCCGCGCACCAUCCACCUCUCUUCCGCGCCGCCCCCCGCCUCCUCCUCCGCGUCCGCAGAUGUAUAUGGAGGAGCUACCUGCCCUAGGUCCUCGUCCGCAGCAGCUGAUGGAUAUGGAGGAGCUACCUUUCCCGUGUCCUCCACCUCGACUGUGGCCGCUCCAGCAGGCCCGCGCAGCGACGGGAGCAAGUCCGUGCUCGACGGUGAGGAAACUCUCCUCUUCGCUCUCUUGUUCCCCUCCCCUCCACCAUGCACGACUAAAAUCGGUUCUUGUGAGCAAGCCGCCAGUAGUAGAUUCAUGAGUGGUUCUAGAUGUACUGCAAAUGACUUGGUUCAGAUUUGUUUUGAGUAGAAUUGUUUGCUAAUCCGGGGCAAUUCGAUGGGUAUGGAAAAGAAUUGAUGAAAGCUGCCUGGCAUAUUUUGUCAUUUGUGAUAGGUUUCUACUGCCUGGCAUAUUUUGUCAUUUAUGUUCUGGAACUUAUGAAAGCUGCAGGUACCUAAUAUCCUGAUGGUUGCCAGUUUGGAACAUAGGUUGCUGUUAUUUGUCUCUAUUCAGGUUUCUGGAUUGCCAAUUUGUAAUUUUUGCUGUAGGCUACAUGUUGUUGAGCCUAGGAGAAGAAAAUAAUAUCCAUGAUCGGUGCAGCAAGAAUUUUGUUCAAGCUGGUCAUAUGUUGAAGAACAAAGUAGAAGAGAGAGGUCGUUGGUAUUUUAGUUGUUAGAACUGAGCAGAAAAAAGGACUGAAUAAUUUACUGUUCAGCAAAUUUUUAGCAUCAAAUUGUAUCAAGUUCAGUGACUUGUAUGUUUGGUAAGCUGAGUUUAGCAGCAAAUUUUUAGCAUCAAUUUUUUCGUAAGGUUUCUAUA